ACUUACUCACCCCUGUACGGAGCUAGCGAAUCGGAAAAAGGAAACGACGUUAACCGUAAGACUUAUGCGCAUGCGCUCUGCCAUGAGACUUUAGUGAAUUUCCCAUCACUGCUGUGGAGUUUUCAGACACGAUUAUUUUGUCUUCUAGUCUUGGAAAAGAGCAUGUUAGGUUUAAAAUAACUUUUGUUCUCAUUUUUUCUUCCCAAAUGCAAUUAGCCAGUUCCAUCCAGCAUGUCACUGCUGCCUGCCAUUGUUUGGCUUGUGUAAUAAAGCAAGCUGUCCCUCCUAUGUGGUCCAGUUGCAGCUGCUGGUCCCAAGUGGAGAGGCAUGCGUAUGGAAGCGCUCCGCAGUGUCCUGGCAGAUUUGAAGUUUCUGGGUUCAGGACCCAUUGCUGAGCCUGACCCGGAGGAACUGUGCUCUUUCACUGACGUGCACGGCUCCCUGAGGUUCCUGCUGUCCUUUCAGGUCAAAGAUGCCACAUCCUUCACUCCUGAGUGGCUAACGCGUGUCCAAGCCUUCCUGCACACUUUCAGUCUGGCCAACGCAGAGACCAGAGUGCACCUGAGAUGCAAAGCCCCUCUGCAGACCAUCCGGCAACAAUUCAGAGCGACCUUCACGAGGAAAGUGAAAGUAGCAGAGCAGCUGUCACUGACGCUGGACGUCACCUGCACUUCACCUGCCAACAAGGCGGGGGCCACGAGGGGGGUCUGGUGUCACGGCGGCCACCCUGUCUCGGGCAGCGGGUCGCCCCUCCGCAUUCCACCCGAGGUCAUGGACCGCGGCCUGUACGGCGAGCUGAGCGUGCGGCUGGUCACUCUGCUGUCCCCCUGUCUGCUGCAGUACCCCAAUGUGGAGGCCCCGCUCAGCCACGUAGAAGUGCUGGUGUACGGCCCCGCCAAUGUUCCCAUCACAUUCCCACUGGCCUUCCUCCAAAACCUUCCCGCUCAUUUGGACUGCCGGCAAGCAGGCCUGCCUGUCCUCAGCAGGCCCGCCUCCACAGGUCCAUCACGUGAUGGAAGGGUUGUGUACUCCGUGGAGCAACAAACCUGUCGGGCACGGGAGGGCAGAUUCCAUCUGCACGCCGUAGACCAGAAACUGGUGGUCUUCCUGUUCCUGCAGCACGCUGACCCCUUUGCCUCGCAUCUGUCUGACUUCAUGGACACAGAGAUCCUGCUUGAGCGCCACCUGGAGGACAUUCUCAACUACAACAGGAGGGCGGUCACUACCAUGCUGCAGGAGGAAUUAAGAAACACGCUGAAGGCUCAGCAGCACAGAAGGAAGGACGGGGAGAAGCUGCGUUCAGCCACUGAGGUCAUUGUCAGCUCCACCAUCAGCAUCAUCAGCUGCAGCACCAACCUGGACUUCAGGAGAGCCUGCAUGAAUCACAUGCAGGUCCAGGACACUCACCAGCUGUCGGCCUGUCUCCGUGAAGCCUUGCUGAGGGUGUCAGCAUGGAGGUGUGUCCCAAAGAGCAAGUGCUACUCUGCUGAGGUGGAGGAACACGUGGAGGAACACGUGGAGGAACACGUGGAGGAACAUGUGGAAAAGGAGCAGGCCGCCAGAAGAGAAACCUGAUCAUUGCUGUGUUGCUCCACGCUUGAAGGAAACGGGAUUCAUGUUAGGUUUUUUCCCCUUAC
Molecule: messenger RNA, 1637 nt
Organism: Doryrhamphus excisus (bluestripe pipefish)
Lineage: Eukaryota; Metazoa; Chordata; Actinopteri; Syngnathiformes; Syngnathidae
Source: RefSeq, a predicted model, not a curated record